AACUGACUCUUAUACCAGAGAAGAGCAAUCCAGCUUUGAAAGUGACCUUCAGGAUCACACUCCCUCCCAGCACAAUGCCUUACAACUUCUGCCUGCCCAACUUCAGUUGCCGCUCCAGCUGUGCCUCCCGGCCCUGCGUGGCCCCCAGCUGCCACAGCAGCACCCUGCCUGGGGCCUGCAACAUCCCUGCUAAUGUGGGCAACUGCGGCUGGCUCUGUGAGGGCUCCUUCAAUGGCAGUGAGAAGGAGACCAUGCAGUUCCUGAAUGACAGGCUGGCCAGCUACCUGGAGAAGGUGCGCCAGCUGGAGAGGGACAACGCGGAGCUGGAGUGCCGCAUCAGGGAGCGAUGCCAGCCCCAGGAUCCCUGUGUGUGUCCCAACUACCAGUCCUACUUCAAGACCAUCGAGGAGCUGCAGCAGAAGAUCCUGUGCAGCAAAUCUGAAAAUGCUAGACUGGUGGUGCAGAUUGACAAUGCCAAACUGGCCGCAGAUGACUUCAGAACCAAGUAUCAGACUGAGCAAGGCCUGAGGCAGCUGGUGGAAUCUGACAUGAAUGGCCUGCGUAGGAUCCUGGAUGAGCUGACCCUCUGCAAGUCUGACCUGGAGGCCCAGGUGGAGUCCCUGAAGGAGGAGCUGCUGUGUCUCAAGCAGAAUCACGAGCAGGAAGUCAACACCCUGCGCUGCCAGAUUGGAGACCGCCUCAAUGUGGAGGUGGACUCUGCCCCCACUGUUGACCUGAACCGCGUGCUCAAUGAGACCAGGAGUCAGUACGAGGCCCUGGUGGAGACCAACCGCAGGGAUGUGGAGGAGUGGUUCACCACCCAGACUGAGGAGUUGAACAAGCAGGUGGUGUCCAGCUCUGAGCAGCUACAGACCUGCCAGGCAGAGAUCAUCGAGCUGAGACGCACAGUCAACGCCCUGGAGAUCGAGCUGCAGGCCCAGCACAACCUGAGAGACUCUCUGGAGAACACCCUGACAGAGACCGAGGCCCGCUACAGCUCACAGCUAUCCCAGGUGCAGUGCAUGAUCACCAAUGUGGAGUCACAGCUGGCUGAGAUCAGGAGUGACCUAGAGCGGCAGAACCAGGAGUACCAGGUGCUGUUGGAUGUGCGUGCCCGGCUGGAGUGUGAGAUCAAUACAUACCGGGGCCUGCUGGAGAGUGAGGACUGCAAACUACCCUGCAACCCCUGUGCCACCACCAACGCAUGUGGUUCACAAUCCCGAUGUGGACCCUCCAGCAACUUUGUGCGUUAGAUACCUCAAGGCCAGCAGGAGGAUUGCAGGAAGAUAGGAGGACCUUUGAUGAACCAGCCCUGCUUCUCUGACAACAAUCAGCCACCAGAACCCACCCAGGCAGCAGCACAUCUCAGCCUGGGAGAAGAAACACCAUGCCAAAGUGAGGCCCAGCUCUGAACCUGGCCCACCUGGUCACCUCCAUUGCAGGCUGUUCACUUGUAGCUUUUUGUUUCUGAUGGUCUGACAGGCUCAGACCAGGCAAGUGUCUUAUGCAGUGCUUAUGGUUCUCUCUGCUCCUUUGACCUUUCUUGUAGUUUCCCAAAUCCCUUUAUAAAUCUCCCAAUAAACUUUCCUCUUGCAAAUCAAA
Molecule: messenger RNA, 1602 nt
Organism: Erinaceus europaeus (western European hedgehog)
Lineage: Eukaryota; Metazoa; Chordata; Mammalia; Eulipotyphla; Erinaceidae
Product: keratin, type I cuticular Ha3-I
Exons: 7
Coding region: 75-1253 (392 amino acids)
Molecular function (GO): structural molecule activity
Source: RefSeq, a predicted model, not a curated record